Messenger RNA from Ananas comosus (pineapple), 1762 nucleotides. Its product is annotated as F-box/LRR-repeat protein 13-like. NCBI's taxonomy places the organism in Eukaryota, Viridiplantae, Streptophyta, Magnoliopsida, Poales, Bromeliaceae. The transcript is spliced from 3 exons. Gene Ontology annotation, molecular function: protein binding. The record is from RefSeq and is a predicted model, not a curated record. The coding region runs from base 50 to 1531 and encodes 493 amino acids.
CCGUGUCCUCUGUAGUUUUGAUAACCGAUCGAUUCGGUUACGAGAAAUAAUGGAAGAACCGGCGAGAAAACGGCAAAGACUCUCGGCGGCGGCGGCGGACCGCAUCAGUGCUCUGCCCGAUCACCUCCUCCACGAAAUCCUGGCCUUCCUGCCGGCCCGCCUCGCCGUCGGCACCUCCCUCCUCUCCCGGCGAUGGCGGGCGGUCUGGACGACCGCCCCCGACGUCUCCUUCACCACCCAGCUCUCCCCCUCCUUCGUCGACUCCGUCCUCCGCCAUCGCGACCCCGCCCUCCCCCUCCGCUCCUUCUCCCUCGUCGCCGCUUCCGCCGACGAAGUCGUCUCCGACCCCGACCCCGACCCCGCCCUCCCCUUCCGCUCGUGGAUCCUCCGCGCCGCCAGCCCCGCCCUACAACGCCUCACCCUCCGCCUUCCCGGCCGCUUCGACCUACUACCUCCGGCAGUCUUCCACCUCCCCUCGCUGAAGGUGCUCGAACUCCGCCUCCCGGGACGCCUCGAUUGGCCCGCCGCUGCCUUCUUACCUUCUCUACAGAGGCUCGAACUCUCUGACCUUACUUUAUUAUAUCCGGCCACCGAGGACGCGAUCUCGAACAGCUGCCCGGCGCUCAAGUGCUGGCGGAUGUCGUUCGAAUCCGCAACCCCCGAGCUCGAAGUAAAGUGCCCGCUGCUGGAGGUUUUCGAGCUACGGACGCGCGCCGGGCCGAUAGGGGGCCUCAGUAUCUGCGGGCGCAAGAUCAGGAAGGUGAGCGUGCGACAGAAGUACGUUGCUGAAUCCUUCUCCAGGCCGCCGGCGGCGGCUUAUCUGAAGCUGUCAGCGCCCGGGCUCCAGACUCUGGAGUGGUUCUGCCCGCUGCCGCGCUCCGCGACCGUCGACUCCCUCCCGGAUUCUCUCGCCUCCUCCCUCAUGUUACUGACGCCGGGCGAGCUCCUCGAUCUCGACGAGAACAGACUGCCGAACUACGGCCAUGUUCUUCCCCUGCUCAGAGUCGAUCGGUUGGUCCUGCCGCAUUGUUGGAUAAUUGAGGAGUUCAGUGUAGCAAUUUUCCAUCGACACGAUCAAGAAAAUCCGCGUGCUUGGGUGCAUGAGAAUCUCAAGCAUUUGGAAUUGAUUUGUUUCUUCGAAGGAUUUGGCUCGUUGGGUCUUGCCUUCUUGCUCAAGAAUUUCUCUAAACUCGAGACGUUGCGUGUUUCCUGUGUCAAGGAAUCGUCCAUAAAUUAUGCCAUUCACUAUACAUUAUUUCACAUACUAUUUAAGAGUAAAGGGGCUUUUGGCCGAGGAGGAUACUGGGAUUCUCAUGACUUGUCCCUCAAGCAGUUGGUUCAAGUAUCAGUGCAUGAUUUUUCAGGGGGAAGAUUCGAAUAUGACUUUUUAGAGUUCUUACCUCGAGCGGCAACUUCGUUAAGAAUGAUUACGAUCUCUGCUAAUGGCGAGGAAAUAGUUUUAGAGAAGGUUGAGCAAUUGCGACAAUCUUUUCCACACAUUGAGAUUUUGCUUCAAUUGCAUGGAAGAUAAUUUUGUUACUCUAGAAUCAUUAGCAUGUUAACAAACAAUGCUGACGAUUAGCUAGACAUUUAUUAAUUUGAUUUUAUUUUUAGUUACCUUGAGCUAAUUUAUUGUUGACCAAGGUGUUUUGUGAAAGUUAGUUUGAUUGGAUUAACGAAUCUGUAGAUCCAACGCAACUCAAGUGCAUUGAUGUUUAAGUUUUUUUUAAAUGUAAUUAUUUUUUUGUUGUUUGUUUUGACA